This is a messenger RNA of Diversispora eburnea, 171 nucleotides long. NCBI's taxonomy places the organism in Eukaryota, Fungi, Glomeromycota, Glomeromycetes, Diversisporales, Diversisporaceae. The record is from the annotation of a GenBank genome assembly.
AUGCAAAUAUCAUUUUUCGCAAUUGUAGCUCACAAGGUCGAAGAGCUAGAAAAAGCAGUUAAAUUUAGAUUACGAGAAAGUCUUCCUACUUCUAUCUACAAAAAAUUCCCAAAGAGCUGUAACGCCGCUUCUCUUCCUUCUGGUACUGCAAGAUCCAGACCAGAUUUCUAG